CUUUGGAUUUCAACAUGGCCGCCGCGAGAUCGUUAUAAAUAUUCAUGAUUUUGAAGAGUGAUUCGGAAACUAGAGAAGCAUCUCUUAAAUGGAAUGAUAAUUCAUAAUGACAAGUAGACAUUGGAAGAAGCGUAUAAUUUUAUGUUGAUACCCUUAGGAGAAUGUUUUCGAACGCUUCGAGGAAUCGGUGAACGAUGUUAAACGUUACUCACCAGCUUAGGAAGAAGGUAAAACUGUAACAUUUCUUUAUCGAAAGCGGCUGAAAUAUAGCUUAAGAGUUUUUAGAUUUGCGAGAGAGUUUUGUUUACUAUGAUAGCAUUGCACGCAUGCCAUCCUAACGUAGAUCGUAUUACGAGUAAGUAGAGUGAAACCUUGACUUGUUUCGAGUGUAAUUUAACUGACCACAGACCCGUGAACAACUGCUACAAGUAACAAUACAUCCGUUCUAAAACGAUAGCAAUGGUUGUCAAACCAUAUUAUGUUCACGUUGUCGUGUUAACUGUCACAGAUAAGCUCCAAUUUCGGGACUUACUAGACUUAUCCCAUUUCCAUUUCCUAAUUCUCUUCUGAAUAGCUCUUUCUGGGAGAAAUCGAUGAUAAAACCGACAAGGUGAAAGAUAGAAGUAGCUCGAAAACGAACGAGAUGCAGACUUCUGGACUAGCAGAAGACAAUUCACCAAUAAACAAGCGAAAGUCUUUGCCGGCUGUGCCAUCUCCAGAGGAAGAAAAGUCGAUGAAUUUAUCGGUUGCAAAGCAGAGAUCACCAACAGCUAAUCCUACUCAGGUGAAGGCGUAUGGGCCAUAUUUCCUCGAGUACACGCUAAUGGCGGAAUAGUAAGUUUUCGCUAUUACUUUAAUUGCAUUAUAAUCGUGUGUACAAUGCGCGAGUUUUGACGCCGUGAAUAAUUUACACGGAGCUGACAAAUGUAAGUCUUAUUAACUUACAUGUUUAUAAAAUAUUUCACUAAUUGCUUUAGCUAGAGAUUCAAAUUCCUUCAGAUUCCCUUUAUGUAUUAGUGUCUGGGCGCUCAUUAUAUUUAGCUCUUGACCAUCACAAAUGAAGCUUGACUGUUAAAGCGAUAAGCAUUCAAUGUAGCAACAUGGGGUCUUUGCACCGUAUAAACUUUUAUGAUCUUACAGUUAAAAUUGGUGAAUUACAAUUUGCAAUGAUAUGGUUUGACCAUAAAUUCAUUACGAUGGGAAUGCAGAACUUAAGAAGCAAACUUAAUAUCCUUUAGAACUUUUAUGGUGUUUUCAUCAUUCUGGCUCUGCUUGUUUAAAGGUUGGAUAAUGCUAUUCACCAGAUAAAUCUAUAGCAUGGUUAUGUUUUUCUUUCACUCAUUUACUGAAUAGUCUUACCUGCCCUUUACACAACUGGGCCCUCCGUAAUGUGAUAUAAGUGGUAUUUGUAUAGGGGAGGGUUUAUUGAAGCACAAAGCAGAUAAUAUGAGAAGAGGCUACAGUGAAGUCUCUGCACAGCUGGGCAACACUCUUGAUGGUUCAAACGAAGUUUCAUUCCAAUUACAGGACAAAAGGUUUCUGAAAAAGGUGUUAAUAAUGUUUUGAGUAAUUCAGUCACAGUAGAAUGUUUGGAUACUUAGGCUAGUUAUUUUUCAAAGAAAAAAAAAAGAACCAUAAAACUUUUGGAAAUAAUAAUUCAAAUUAUUUGUGUGCAUUCAUAGUGUUCAAAACAUCCAAGUCCAAAUGAAAACCUGACAACUAUAUCAGCCAUGAAAGUGUGACGGAACACAUGUUGUAUCUCAUUUUUAAUACUUAUUUUGGUUUUAAAUCUGUGAUCCUUGCAUUAAUCAAGUGGCUUAUCUCAUCCUCUUCACAGCAAUCAGCUUAGAAGUCAAAGACUCCCAGGUGUUUAUGUCCUUCCAGCUGCCAAGUCUCCUCUCAGUAAGGAUUUGUUAUUAUUUCAUUUAAAACAUGGUUUACCACAGUCUUUUUUGUUCUUUGCUUGUAAUAAAACAAAGAAACAUCUUUCUUGCUUGGAAACCUACAGCAACUUGUCUGUUUCUUAUGUCUACUCUUUCAGUAUGGUUUGGAGUUAUUUUUAUCAGGAUGGGCUCUUACCAAGAUGGUAUAUUCAAGUUUGUCAUGAAAAUUCCAGAAAAUUUCCCAGAUGGAGACUGUCCUGUAAGUAAAUAACCAUCCAAACAUCGUACAGCAAAAACAAGUCAUUAAAUACUCUAGCAAUAAUUGGUGAUGUAUUAAAUGAAAUAAUUCCACAGAGCUGUUCAUUUAAUUUAUUUAGUUUGUUUUGGGGGCAUUUGGCCACAAGUUUCCCUUAGAGUCUUUUUCUUCUGGACAUAGAUUGAUUAUUAACCAUUUCUGACUACAAUACUACACAGGCUGAAUUACUUGCAGACCAAGAAAUCACUCUUAUUUCUGGCAUGUGGGGAUGCAUGGUUGGAAAAUAAAUGCUCUGCAAAGUCAUUUUACUGCUCUUCAGGGACUUGGAAAUGAAUAAUUUAUCUCUCACUAACUACUUUUUCUCUGUCUGUACAGUUAGUUAUGGACUAAGUUUUUCUGCUUGGAUUUAUGUGCAAAGUAUGAAAGGCAUAAAGCUGAGUGGAAAAAAAUGAGUCUCCAUAACUUACAAUAAGGACUGAGAAAUUGAGUUUGUGGGCUCAAUUUGAGGGGGGAGAUGUAACAAAGGGCUGUGCUCUUGCAGUGGACAGAAGCCACAGGUGACUGUCUUUUUUCUCUGUGCUGUUUGUGUCUAUGAGAGCUGAGAACCUCAGAUUUAUGAGACAGGAGUCUUGAGGCACCUAACUUUUCUUCUCAGAGCGUAGUUGGGGACUGAAAAUUUGCUGUUUAAUUGAUUUGCAAACAUUGUGUGCUUUAUUAAAAUGUAAAACAUUUUUUUUCACAGAGUGUUGUAUUCAAGCCCCCAGUUUUUCAUCCUGUUGUAAAUUUGGAGACUGGAGAAUUAGAUGUUAAGCGAGCUUUUCCAAAGUGGAGGUAGUGCAUCUUUUUUUGGAUGAGGGGGAGGGGGGUGGGGAGGGUGUUGGGUGUUUUUGGAAAUUGUUGUCAGUUGAAAGAAAAUCUUUGAUACACCAAAGAGACAGGAAUGAACCCAAAAGGGAGCAAGGAUAGUGAAGAUUCACAAAUAGAAAAUGUGAAAAAUUCUGGCUAAGUACUUCUACAUAGUUCUGAUCUAGUUAAUUAUUAUGCACUUCAGUCUAUGAACUGCAGUUUGCAAUGUAUAAACUUAGGUGAUCAGUUGAUCUGGUGAAAGUGUCCCAAAAACUGUUUUUAUUUUUCUUCUUCUUCUCUUUCCUUUUUUUUUUUAAAUUUUUUUUCAUUUUAAGGAGAAACAUAAAUCACUUGUGUCAAGUGUUGCUGUAUGCUAGAAGGAUAUUUUAUAAAAUUGAUUUGAAGAAUCCACUUAAUCCUGAAGCUGCCAACUUGUGAGUACCAGUCCUCCUCUUCUUCUCCAUGUAUUUACUUACAACUGUGUGUGUAAGAUAAAACUUUGAUUUCAAAUUCUUGCAGUAUUUUUUCCCAACAUUUCUAACUGUGUUGAAGAUUAUGGUAAGUUGUGAAGGCCAUUUGCAAAAGUCUUUUUUUUUUUUCACUCUCAGGUAUGAAAAUGAUAGAGAUAAUUUCAAACAAAAAGUUAACAUGUCACUGAGAGCUUGCCUUAAUGAGCUUCAUUUACCUCUAGCAGAUGACCCUCAUGCAAUUAGGUGGGUGGAGCUUAUUAUCUUUUAUACAUGUACCAAUGUGUAUGGUUCAGUGUUGGCAAAAUGUAAUCUAUCAAUAGUGGCCCAAAUCAUUUUGGCUGUCAAGUCACAUUUUUCUAAAUUUCUUUAGCAGAAAAAACUCACUUGAUACUGUUGAAUGGUGGAUAAAAUUCCAGUCAACAGUAGUUUUUGAAGAACUACAGUUUUAGUGGUAAAUUUAAAUUGUUUUUAAUGUGGUCAAUAGUGUCCAGUGGAACAUGCAUUUGAUUGGGAGCAUGGGUCAUUGGUUUUCAAUAAAAUCAGUUGUACAUAGUCAAUCAAUCAAUCUGUUGAUCCAUCAAUCGGUUGAUCUGCCUGUGAUAUGGUCAGUCAGGUCAGGGGAGUAAACAAUGUUGGAAUGAUUUAAUAAGGACUGAAUAUUCCAAGACUAGGAAAUCACAUGGACAUUGAAUAAAUGUAAAAGGUUUUUUUGUGUUUAUGUUAUGUUCAAACAGGUUUGUUGAACUUAGCCCCGACCAGCAUGAUGAGAUAAAGAAUCAAAUUAUUGAUAUUCAGGUAGAGUAGCAAGUUUUUUCCUCCAUUUUACAUUAUUAAUAAUUUUAUUAUAACUAAUGUUUGGCCAGUCUGGCUGAUUUUGCAUGCAAAACAUUGUACUUUUAGCAAAUCAGUCUUGACCAAAAACCAUAGGUUGAUUAUUGUGGGUGUUUAUUGUAACAGUUUUUGUUUAUUGCCACUGCUUGUUUACAUCUCAACAGAGUAAACCAGAAAGUCUUCCUACAGCCAAUGCACACAAGUCUGGUUUAUCAUGGAUGAAGAAAGGUUCCAAUCAAAUUUUUAGCAAGCAGGAGAGCUAGCACAAUGAUGUAGUCUACUAGAUGGAAAUAUGUAAAUAACCAGACAAACACACACUGUACAGGAGUUCCAGAUUUUUUUUAUGUUUCUGGGUUUUCAUAGGAAAAACAGAAGAUGGAUUAGAGAGUGUAUGAGAAUAGAAUUAUUUGAACUCUUAACAGUGCCUUGGGAAAAAUGCUUGCAACUUGAUUUAAAAAGAUCAACAUUUUCUUCACAGCUAUUUUUAGUGAAAACUGACUUAAAUAGUUCAAAGCAAGUCUUGUGACUUCCAGUCUCUGCUGUUACUAGUAAAUCUCUUGCAUUGAGGUUAUCUUUUCACUUGAAGUCUUUCACAUUAGUGGUCAAUGGUCUGGGUGUAUGUCUAGAGGUCAUUUUAACAGUAGGUGAUUGGUUUUAUUGUGUUUCAUGUCCAAAGGGAAUAAUUCAAUGAUUAUUGUAAGUAAUAAUUAAAAGUUAUAAAUUUAGUCACAAGGAGAUGAAAGUUGAGGUUGAUUAAGUGACAUUCAAAGAAAACCAUCUUUUGUGGAUUAGACAUUGAUGUUGGACAUCCACUGUGUUUCAAUGUUGUGAAUUUGCUAGUGAGCACAGGUAUGACAAACUUAGAUCACAUUCAAACACAAAGUAAAGAUUAUCAUGACUUCCAAAAAAAAGUUGGAUAAGGUUGCCUGAAUCUCUUGUAUCAGGUUAUGGUAGCUUUCACCAGUGAUAGGAUGUUCCUUUUUCUUGAUAAACCACAAGUAAUGAGCCUGUGAAUUUCUGGUAGUAAAAGCAAAGAAUAAAGUGAACCUCUGACUGCAGCCCUCAUUGCUGUUCAUGAGCUCAAAUGAGGGUUGUUGUUGUUUUUUUUUUAAGUGCUCUUUUUCAUCCCAACGAAGUACCUUUUCUUUAAACUAGAAGUGCAGACUAAGAACAGGUCAUAUUUAUAUUUUUCAUAUUUGCAAAAAUCCCUCAAGGCACAAAGUUAUUGUAAAUUGUAACUUUGAAUCCAUUUCUCUUUCCUGGCCACUCCUGGCUUAUAUUUAGUAAAUGGAAAAUGGAAAUUCAAGGGUUAGUUCACAGGAAGGAGUAAUUUAGUUUUUAAUGUCUUACUUUGAGUCUUUGGAGAAGAAAUAUAUGAGUAACUGCCACAUUUGAAAAUCAAAAGGUCCAGCAAGCAGGCCCAGCAAGCAAUUAUAUGAUCAGUUUUUCAUUGUGACAUUAAUGGCAACGUAUCAUUUAAGAAAUAACAAAAACUGUAAUUUUUAUCUCUGUAAUAUACUGAAAUUAUGAAUAAAAUUAAAUGAAUUUGUGUAUGGCCAUUGCUUUUGCAGAGGUUUCAACUUAAGAGUCCGAUAAUUCAACUUUUCUGUUUUUCCUUCUCAUGAAAAUAUUAAAC
Pocillopora meandrina is the source of this 5922-nucleotide messenger RNA. Lineage: Eukaryota; Metazoa; Cnidaria; Anthozoa; Scleractinia; Pocilloporidae. The record is from the annotation of a GenBank genome assembly.